Molecule: messenger RNA, 708 nt
Organism: Penicillium coprophilum
Lineage: Eukaryota; Fungi; Ascomycota; Eurotiomycetes; Eurotiales; Aspergillaceae
Exons: 1
Coding region: 1-708 (235 amino acids)
Source: RefSeq, a predicted model, not a curated record
AUGUCAAGCUCGAGAUUGGAAAACGCGCCUUCACAACCACCAUCCCCGACUGCUGGCGGUUUAUUUGCUUUGCCGAUCGAGAUUCGCCAUGAUAUCUUUAAGCGGGUGCUCGCUGUGUCUGACCCCUUGUAUCUCUUUCAGGAUCCCGGAGGCCCAGUGAAGUCUUUCAUGCCCUCUACCUAUAAACCGUAUGCAUGGCUUGCAUUAUUGUAUACCAGCCGACAGGUAUCCUAUGAGGCCAGGGCUGUCUUAUACGGCGUGAACCGAUUCAUCCUCGAGGAAGUGGAACUAGCAAAUUACCGAGGCAAACUUCUGAAUUCCUUUAUAACGUGCAUUGGAUCUGUUAAUGCAGGCCUUUUGUCACACUUACGCAUCACCUUUCCGGCCACAGAAAGGAUAGAUGGUCAGUCAGGAGAAAUCCGGCUCACAGAGGACAGUCUGCAGGAUUUGCGGCUUCUUCAAAAUGAGUGCACUAAGUUGACUACACUGGAGGUCCUCGUAUACAGCCAAAGUUCCAGCUACCUAAUUACAGAGGAUCAGGACAAUACCGAAUUUGCUCGCGAUGUAUUGUUGAAAAUCAACGCAGAAUUCAGAUACAUCCCUUCUCUGGCCAGAAUCAUUCUUAGGGUCUCCAGCGGAUCUCCAGCCUCUUCGAUGAGGGCGUUUCUGGAUGGCCUUGGAUGGGUUGUCUUGAUCGGCGAUAGAUAG